Prunus armeniaca (apricot) is the source of this 1317-nucleotide messenger RNA. The record is from the annotation of a GenBank genome assembly. Lineage: Eukaryota; Viridiplantae; Streptophyta; Magnoliopsida; Rosales; Rosaceae.
AUGAACAUUUGGGAAGUGUGUUUAAUAGCCGAAGUGGACGUGAAGGUUCUAACAUGGGGUUCUUUCUUCCAAGAAGUGAAGAGGUUGUGUUACAUAGCAGGACCCACGAUUGCUGUGAUUCUAUCUCAGAACUUGUUGCGGGUCAGUUCAAUGAUGAUGGUUGGUCACCUGGGUGAGCUUGCUCUCUCUAGCUCCUCCCUAGCCCUCUCCCUCUCCGAGGUCACCGGCUUUAGUCUUUUUCUAGGAAUGGCUAGUACACUGGAAACUUUAUGUGGGCAAGCAUAUGGAGCUGAGCGAUAUCAGAAACUUGGACUUCAUACCUACACUGCGAUAUUUUCUCUCACCUUAGUUUGUCUUCCUUUAUCUUUGGUAUGGAUAUAUAUGGAGGAGUUACUGAUUCUCAUUGGUCAAGAUCCUGUAAUUUCUCGUGAAGCUGGCAAAUUCACAAUCUGGCUUCUUCCAGCUCUGUUCACCUUCGCCACCCUUCAACCACUCAUUAGAUACUUUCAGGCACAAAGUUUGAUAAUACCUAUGCUCAUAAGCUCUGUCACGACCCUUUUGUUCCAUAUUCCAAUCUGUUGGGUUCUAAAGUCUGGGCUGGAUCACCUUGGAGGGCCGUUAGCAAUCAGUAUUUCCUAUUGGCUGAAUGUGAUUUUACUUGGAUUAUACAUGAAGUUUUCUUCUGCCUGUUCAAAAACCCGAGCUCCAAUUUCUAAGGAGCUAUUUCAUGGAAUGGGAGAGUUCUUUCACUUUGCAAUCCCUUCUGCACGAAUUCUAUGCCUUGAGUGGUGGUCAUUUGAGCUGUUUAUCUUGCUGUCUGGGCUUUUACCAAAUCCAGCUCUUGAAACUUCAGUUCUGUCUGUAUGUCUCCAAACCAUUUCGACACUCUACGCAAUACCAUACGGGUUUGGUGCUGCAGCAAGCAAUGAGAAAGACAUCAUCGAUUAUGUUGUAACCAUGGCUCCUCUAGUUUGCCUACCUCAUGUACUAGACAGCUUUCAAGGGGUCCUUACAGGUGUUGCUAGAGGAAUUGGGUGGCAGCAUAUAGGGGCGUGCAUAAACCUUGAAGCAGUCUAUCUUUGUGGAAUUCCAGUUGCAGCAAUAUUGGCUUUCUGGGUGCAUUUUAGAGGAAUGGGACUCUGGAUUGGAAUACAAGUUGGCUCUUCGGUGCAAACCAUUUUGCUCUCUUUUGUAACAACUAGUACAAAUUGGGAAAAGCAGGCAAGCAAGGCAAGGGAGAGGAUAUUUGAGGGGAAGGAUUGUGUCAUUAAAGCAGAGGCUGACGAGCUUAAUAUUUCCUUACCAGUAGUAGUUUGA